CUACCGUCCAUCUUCAGCUACAUUACAGUGAGCGAGCUUGUCGAAAAGAAAACACAAUUUGGGAAGUAAAGAAGACUUUCUGGAAUUAGUUUUGGCUGUAAUUGAAAAAAAGACAAACGAAAGCCCAUAUCCUAGCUAACUUUGUGACAGACGGAAUGUGGACAUUGUCGUAGUCAGAGCCAUGGCUGACAAGAGAAAACUUCAAGGCGAGAUCGACAGAUGUUUGAAAAAAGUAGCUGAAGGUGUAGAACAGUUUGAAGAUAUCUGGCAAAAGCUCCACAAUGCAGCCAAUGCAAACCAGAAGGAAAAGUAUGAGGCUGACCUCAAGAAAGAGAUUAAAAAAUUACAGCGAUUGAGAGAUCAGAUAAAAACAUGGGUGGCCUCAAACGAGAUCAAAGACAAAAGGCAGCUAGUAGAGAAUCGCAAACUUAUCGAGACGCAAAUGGAGCGAUUCAAAGUUGUGGAGCGUGAAACAAAAACAAAAGCGUACUCUAAAGAAGGCUUGGGGCUCGCUCAGAAGGUUGAUCCAGCUCAGAGGGAAAAGGAGGAAACGGGACAGUGGCUAACAAAUACGAUAGACACUCUAAAUAUGCAGGUGGAUCAAUUUGAAAGUGAGGUGGAAUCUCUUUCAGUUCAGACACGAAAGAAGAAGGGUGAUAAAGAUCAGAAGCAAGAACGUAUCGAGGAGCUCAAGCGGUUGAUCGAGAGGCAUAGAUUCCACAUCCGCAUGUUGGAGACCAUUUUACGAAUGCUGGACAAUGACUCUGUACCGGUGGAUUCAAUUCAGAAGAUCAAGGAUGACGUUGAGUAUUACAUUGAUUCCUCCCAAGACCCUGACUUCGAGGAGAACGAGUUCCUGUAUGACGACUUAGACCUGGAAGACAUCCCCGCAGCAUUAGUUGCGACGUCUCCGUCAGGUCAGGGCAACGUGGAAGAUGAAAUGUAUCUCCACUCCAGCAGCACUCCCACUUCCACCACCUCUUCUUCACCCAUUCCUCCAUCCCCGGCCACUUGCACUGCUGAGAACUCAGAGGACGAUAAGAAAAGGGGACGCUCGACAGACAGUGAAGUUAGUCAGUCACCUGUGAAGAACGGCACCCCUUCCUUGCUGUCUUCCUUCUCUUCCUCCACAACCUCUGGCUCCUCCUCAUCCUCGUCCCUCGUGUCCAUGGCAAGUGUGGUAGGGGGCAUCCCCGUGGUUCCACCAAGCAGCAGUCUUAUAGGAAGCUUCAGCAGUGCGGUGCAGCAACAUCAGCAUCAACCUGCACAACAGCAGCAACAACCUCAGCCACCAAACCAACCGCAGCAGCCACAACAGCAACCACCUCAGACAAAACCCUCUGCCCCCUCAAACAACACCCCCAGCCCGCCCAGCAACACGCUUCUCCCAGCCUCCACCGCUCCCCCUCUCCCUACGCCCAGCAUACCCAUUUCAUCGGCUCCCAACUCUCAGUCUCAGCCCACAUCUGGGCCAACCCCUACAUCCAGUUUGGGACUUGGGUUGGGACUGGGUUUGAGCAAAGUUGGCAUGACAGGGACCAGCAGUGCCAACCAAAUGUCUGGUUUAGGCCUGGGUGGCCACCACUCUCCUCUAAACACAAUGGCAGGGCUCAUUUCGGGGUCCACACCUGCCCCUUACGCUCAGGCAGCAGCAUCAGGAGGCUUGGGUUUGAGCAGCACCACCCAGUCCAGCAUUUCAGUGGAGAGUAGCACUUCCAUCCCCACCUCUGGCUCCAGUGGAGUCACAACCAACGGGGCGGGGACUGGGCUCGGAUUGCUAGGUUCCAGCCCGGCUCACAGUUCUCUGAGCGGGAGUAUCAUGGGUCUGGUUCCAGGGCAAAAUGUUUCCCCCGUCGCUUCUCAGGUGCCCCCUAGUUCUGUCAGCGCUACCCCAGGAGUUAUUGGCAUGAUGGGAGGCAACGGAGGGAACGUCGGAGUAGUUGGAGGAGUAGGGGUGAACGCUGCUCCUGCUAGACCGCCGAGUGGAUUGAAGCAAAAUGGAAGCACAAGUUACAGUGCCGUAGUGGCAGAGAGUUCCACAGAAUCAGCUCUAAGCACACCGAGCCAGUCACAAAGCAGCCAACCUUCAUCUCUCAGUUCUUCAACCAGUCAGCCGAUGGACAAUGGUCCCAGUUUAAUCAGCUCCAUCACCCUGCCUCCCAGCUCUCCGUCCCCCUCGUUCUCAGACAGCACACCCGGAGGAGGGAGUCUUCUUAACGGCCCCCACUCCUACACGCAGGCCUCUGAGGGCCUCAAGGCUCCUGAGCCUCUCAGUUCACUGAAGGCGAUGGCUGAGAGGGCAGCGCUGGGAUCAGGCCUGGACGGAGAGAUUCCCAACCUGCACCUAAGAGACAGAGGUCGGAACGACAUCUUCUCGUCAUCUGUAGCGCCCGGCACACCCGCCGCCCCUCAGCCGUCCGUGUCGGAAGUCAGCAUCCCACCCUCGCUCGGGGUCUGUCCACUGGGCCCAACCCCCCUCCCCAAAGACCAGCUCUACCAGCAGGCCAUGCAGGAGUCCGCGUGGACACAUAUGCCACACCCCUCUGACUCUGAGAGGAUAAGGCAAUACCUGAUGAGGAAUCCGUGUCCCACCUUGCCCUUCCAUCAUCAGAUACCGCCACACCACUCUGAUUCCAUAGAGUUCUACCAGAGACUGUCUACAGAAACUCUAUUUUUCAUCUUCUACUACCUGGAGGGCACCAAGGCUCAGUAUCUGUCUGCCAAGGCUCUCAAAAAGCAGUCAUGGAGGUUUCACACCAAGUACAUGAUGUGGUUCCAGAGGCACGAGGAGCCCAAGACUAUCACUGACGAGUUUGAACAGGGCACUUACAUUUACUUUGAUUAUGAGAAAUGGGGCCAGCGGAAAAAGGAGGGGUUCACCUUCGAGUACAGGUACCUCGAAGACAGAGACCUGCAGUGACGGACGGAGAGCCGCGAAGGGACAGAGAGAGACAAAAUGUGCUGCUGUUGACAUUCCGAGACUGAACUCCAAACUGUGGAUAGAGAUUGUGAUGUGUAGUAGAGACCCUCUCCGGAAAUGGAGGCAGGUGUCUGUAUAGGCUGCAUCUCAUGUGAAGCCCUCGCUGCUAAUGUAGCACCUUGCUUUUGACAAAAAAACGCCCUGUGGGCCCGAUCAAGCGCAGUGCGCUGCAUGAGCUGAGAGGGCUCUCAUUAGAGAUCUGCGUUUGUGCCUGUCUGUGUGCACACUCAGUAUGUGGCAUUAGGAAAGCCUACCCCAUGCAUGUUUCUCAUGUUUUGUUUUCUUUUCGCGUUUCAACAAGAUUCUCUGUACCACCUACCCAACAUGAGCCUGGAAGCCUUUGACUUGACACAAAACAAACCUUGAAUUUGAUUGUUACGUAAACUGCCCAUCUUGUAUUUACUGUAAUUUGGUGGUUUAGAAUGGGGAAGGACAGUGGACAUUUAGUCAUGGUGUGUAGGACUGGCUUCUUUUAAGACCCUAUGAUGCCUGUUGAAUAUGGUCACUAUUAGAGAUAGUGAGCGGUUAUCAAUAGUUUUAUUGAUAUUGUCUUGGUCGAUUUAAAACGCUGAUUGAGAGUGACCACAGGGCCUCUCCCUGUGACAGGGAAAGAGUCCUUAUUGGACAUGGAUUAAAUUGCUAUGCAAUUGAACUGGUCUCUGACUCCCUCUCUUUACCAAUAAAAUGUUUUUAAGUUAACCUGUCAAAGAAAAUGCAUUAUUAUGGCGCAUUCAUGUUUGUGAGAAAUUAAUAAACUUGUAAAAUAAAUCUUAAAAAUAGGGUUUGAGAAGUUAAUCAAUUUGAUGUUUUGAUUCUCAUUGUCCUCAUUGCAAAAAGGCCAAGCUGAGCAUAGUGAAUGUAUCUGUGCCCAAAUUCCUUCAAAAAGAAUCACCUUGAAUUAAAAAGUCAAAGUACACAGAUAGCAUUAGGUCUGUUCUGAGUCAGCUUCCCACUUUUAGUUAAGGUUUUAUUCUCUUGUUUUGAUGUCAUCCUAAAGUCCACCGUGUUGAAUUUACCACCUGAUAUUUUAAGUGAAAACCCUAUACAGUGAAUGUGCACUGAAACUGUUUACAUGUAGAGUGACAAAUACAGAAACCCUGAAAUUCUGGUGGUAAAUUUGACUCAUGAGUGGAGUAAGAAAUGUCUCGUCUGGUGUGGUUGUUCAUGUGCUACCUGAAGAACAAUAAGAUUUACACUGGUGAUCUGGUUUUUAAAUCAGAAGCGGGGACAGAUCCCACCUUUUCCUGGCAGUUUGAAUGGGGAGUGUUAUGUGACCUGAAUCAGAUUUUUCCAUUCAAGCAACCGUGAAAUCUUCAGAUCUGUUUCUGCAGUUACAAUUUCAUGUUUUGUGUAAAUUCAGCUCUUGAUUAGGCUUUCUUUUGGGAGGGAAACAGGGGGGGGGAG
Messenger RNA from Scomber scombrus (Atlantic mackerel), 4384 nucleotides. RefSeq names its product CCR4-NOT transcription complex, subunit 3a (gene cnot3a). The transcript is spliced from 18 exons. Gene Ontology annotation, cellular component: nucleus; CCR4-NOT core complex; P-body. Lineage: Eukaryota; Metazoa; Chordata; Actinopteri; Scombriformes; Scombridae. The record is from RefSeq and is a predicted model, not a curated record. The coding region runs from base 182 to 2920 and encodes 912 amino acids. Gene Ontology annotation, biological process: nuclear-transcribed mRNA poly(A) tail shortening; regulation of stem cell population maintenance; regulation of DNA-templated transcription.